AAGCUCUCGUCCUGUGAAGCGCAAAAAGAUGCGCGAGGAGGACAAUACGGAAAUAGAAGUGCCUGAUUCCGAUGAUCGCAAGCCGGACAUGACGGCCCUGAAGACGAACGAGCAGCCAGCUACCAGGUCCCCUCCCACUGUCCGAUCCCCCACUGAAGGAAAACAACACCACGGCUCCUCGAAACGUGCUAGCAAGCCUGAAGUGACACCCAAUCCUAAGGAUGAGGAGGUAUCAAAUCCCGAGUCUGAGCAGAGCUCAGAGGAUGAAAAGCAAGAACACGAAGAACACUCUUCAAUGCCUAGCGCACGACGUCAAAGAGUUAUGGGACGAGGGGACAAACGUUAUUCUGAAAACGGUCGGGUAGUGGGACACUUUCACCCGGAAGAGAUCCAGCAGAUCGAAAAGUUCAAGAUAGAAUUCUGCAACUCCUUUGCCAUCACUGGAAACGAUUUCGACGAAAUGGUUCAGCACGCGGUACGGGACAAGGAAGCUCCAUUCCCUGGGGCUCAUAUCAUGCCGAAAAUAGAAUUUUGGCAGUCUAUCUACGAUGUCAUCCCAAAUCGGGACCGUCGCUCGGUUUACCGCUUCAUGAGACGGCAUUUCCAGUCUUCGGAGCAGAAACCCCAUGUCUGGACGCAUGAACAGGACGAAGAACUGGUCGAACUCUAUGAGGAACACGGCCCCAAAUUCGCCUACAUAGCAAACCUUUUGGGAAGAAACGAUGACGAUGUAGUACAGAGAUGGAAGAACAGGCUGCAGCAUCGGGGAACCAUGAACCGGGGACCUUGGACAGAUGAUGAAACCGAGGCUCUACGCAAUGCUAUACAAGAAGCGUGGAACAAGUUGAAGGAAAACAACAACAACGUUGGCGCGGACAUCUAUGAGAUGGACGAGAAACUGGUCGCUUGGGGUGCUGUCAGUGACAAGCUUCAGAAUCGUCGCUCGAGGCAGCAAUGUGGGGAUAAAUGGCGCAAACUCAGACGCAAAAUUUUAAUGGCACGCGGACAGGAGAGUGGAGGUUCUUUUGGAGCUGCCAAAGAGCUCCAGCGGCAUAGUUUGGGCAAAAUGUUGACAGGACAACAAGAUGACAAGAAUGCUGGAAAAUAUCUAAGCAAUCCAUAUGUCUUCGAUUCCGACGAUUCCGACGAUGAUGAUAUGAAUGAGGGCUCCGAAGACGGAAAGGUUACAACCGCUCAGUCAGAAAGCGAUGAACGCCAAUCUCCUGUUCAGAAGGAAGAGACGAAGUCUCCCGCAGCUUCUUCUAUCCCCAAAUCAGUGCCCAAGGCCGAUUCGGAUGCAAAUUUUGGCUCGGAAACUGGUGAAUCAAGUUCUGAAUCCGAACCGGAAAACAACAAUCCAGGUUCGGACUCAGACGAGGAUGAGGAGAGCCAUACAAGCAUGGAGCCCAACGCAGUGCAGCCUACGAAGCAUAAGCAAUCGAGCGGGCAAGAAAUGAAGGAAUCUAUCAAGCCUUCGGUAGCGAACAAAUCCAAAAUGGAUAGCGAUGAUUCGCAGGGAAACAGCAAAAAGCGGAAACCUGCAGAGAAGACUAACAAUGCUGCAACCACUCCCAAUAAGAACAAGUCUGUGCAGGAGAGAGAGACCUCGCCUGAAUCUUCUUCUGAAAGCGAGGACAAUGACAGUGAAGAUGAUAAGUCCAAGACUUCCGCUCACAGCCAAGGUUCAUCUCAAGAUCAAGCACAGAGCGUGGAGCCCCAGACUCAGCUGUUUAAUGUCAAGACCGAGGCAAGGUCAACUGCUGGCGAAAGGUCGAAUGGUGCAUCCGGUGACGACAGUGAGAGCGAAAGCCCAAGUGGAAGUGGAAGUGGAAGUGGAAGUGAAAGUGAAAAGGAAAGUGAAAGCGAUGACGAAAGUGAUAUGGAUUUGGACGUCCCGCCCAAACGUGAGCCAGAGAAGCCUACACCGAAACUGCUUUCCCCGGUAAAGGCGAAUCCCAGGCCUCGGCUAUCCCUCCAGCAGAUCAAAGAAAACCUCAAAAACGCGAAGCCAAGUCCCGCCAUCACGACGCCAGCGCCAGCGCCAGCGCCAGCGCCAGCGCCAGCAGAGAACUCCUCGUCCUCGGAUGAAACUGAGAGCUCUAGCGAUAACGAAAGCGACAGCGAAAGCGAAAAUGAGAAUGAUAUGGAUCUGGACCUCCCACCCAAACGUGGGCCAGAGAAGCCUACACCGAAGCUACCUUCCCCAGUAAAAGCGAACCCCAGGCCUCGGCUAUCCCUCCAACAGAUCAAAGAAAACCUCAAAAAAGCGCAGCCAAGUCCCGUCAUCACGACGCCAGCACCAGCAAAGGACUCGUCCUCCUCGGAUGAAACUGAAAGCGAAAGCGAAAGUGACAGCGAAAGCAACAGCUCUAGCGAAGAUGAACCGGCAAAACCAACCAAGAAGGCUUCUCCUGUUCGAACGAAGGGGCCUGCUCAGAUCCCAUCGCCUAAGAAAGUCGACCCAGUUGCAAAGAGAGCGAAGUCCUCGUCUGACGACAGCUCUAGUGAGAGUGACAGCGACAGCUCGCCUGCGAAGCCUGUGAAACAGGGCUCCCCGGUCAAUAUCAAACGAAAGGCCCAGGUUUCUCCUGUCAAGUCCACAAGCAAGCCAGCCCCAAAACCGGCUUCGGACGAUAGUGAAAACAACGAUGGCUCUGGUUUCUCCUCUUCUGCCUCAGAAGACGAGGACGAAAGCGAAUCGGAGGAUCCCAAGCCCACGAUUCCGGCAAAGACGGAGCCUAACAGUCAAACCCGCCCGGUCAAGCGUCGCUCCACUUCAGCUGCUUCAUCUGAUGGCUCUAAUUCCGAUUCCGACUCUGCCGCAUCUGCGGAUAACUCUGCUUCUGAUUCCGAAUCUGCUUCCGAAUCUGAACCCAAAUCCAGCUCGAAAUCGAAGGUCAAGCCCCGGUCUUCACCACCAAAGCGAUCCAUAGACCAAAACUCCAAGAGAAAGCGCUCCUCCACGUCCACUUCAACCUCAACGCCAACCGCAGCGCGUUCAGUCGCCUCCCGCAAUAUCAAACCCGAGGCCAGCAGCGCAAGCGAAUCGGAUACCAAGCCCCCGGUCAAAAAGACCAAGGUCAAGAAAACCGCAUCGCCGGUUCCUGGGCAGAAGAGGAAGACUCCUGUCAAGCAAGAGCAGGGCUCUAGUGGUAGCGACAGCGAGUCUUCGAGUUCUUAGACAGAUAAAGGGGUUGAAUAAAUAGAGGAUUUGCUUUUGUGGUCGUUGGCCGGUACGGAGUAGUGCAUUGCUUAACUUACGACGAAUAAUGAACGAUUCUUGUUUAGUUGGAUUGGAAAA
Messenger RNA from Aspergillus melleus, 3301 nucleotides. Its product is annotated as MYB DNA-binding domain protein. The coding region runs from base 29 to 3181 and encodes 1050 amino acids. The transcript has a single exon. Gene Ontology annotation, molecular function: transcription cis-regulatory region binding; DNA-binding transcription factor activity. The record is from RefSeq and is a predicted model, not a curated record. Gene Ontology annotation, biological process: regulation of DNA-templated transcription. Lineage: Eukaryota; Fungi; Ascomycota; Eurotiomycetes; Eurotiales; Aspergillaceae. Gene Ontology annotation, cellular component: nucleus.